AUGGGAAGCGUCUCAUCAAAUCCUAAUGCCGAUGAAGCUGGCACAAUUAGCAAUCUUCCUAUGCAUUUACGAAGAAUGGAAUUGAAAUUUGAUAUUACUAAAGAUGUCAAUCCAAACCUUAAAUAACUAUUACACUGUAAUCAUAUGUAAUAUAUUAGGGUCAUUAAUGGAAAUAAGAUAAGUUUAUGAAUAAUUUUAGAGAAGAUCUACUUCUCCUUUUAUUGAUAAAAAUAUAUUCUGUAAAAUUGUACCUUUUAGCAGAUCAAAUGCAAGCUUCAUUUUUGAUUAGUUUUGUAUUGGAAACAAAGUUCUAUCAAUUUAUGAAUUCAUAUGCGUUCUCACAAUCACUUCCUAUACUCACUACAUUCAUAAAGUUCAUUGUAAUUAUUGUUCUCUAAAUAUAUAUUAGUCUUAUACAUAGUAUUUGAUUUAGAUUGUAGUGGAAAUAUAAGUUUAAAUGAACUACUGAUUAUAUUUAAAUCAAUUAUUUUGGGAUACUGUAAGUUAACCGAAGCUGAAUUACCAUCAUACAUAUAAUUGGAGAAAUUUGCAAAAUUAAUGUUUCUAAAGAGUGAUAUUUAAGUGGAUAAUUCCUUAGAAUUAAGCGAGUAAUUUAUAAAUUAAACUUAGAAUAAUAGAAUGGUUAGAUAAUAAUCCUACUGGUUUGUAAUUAUUUUAAAUGUAUGAACCUAAACAAAAGGUUUAAGAGCCUUUUGAAGCUUUUCGUUCUUUUCGAGCUUAUACGGAAUAAGAAGCUGAAAAUAUGUUAGAAAUGAUUACAAAAUCAAAUAAGAAUGAAUAUUACAUGAAAAGUUUAAAUGAUUAGGUUGGCAAAAAGAAUAAGUUUAGUUAUAUGGCAAAUACAAAAAGUUAAUAACAACAAUAGAUUUAUUCUAUAUAAUAAUAAAGAAAUUAAUCAUUGCCAAAAAUUCAACCUUAAAAAUAAUUGAAUAUGGAAGAAGAAUUAGAAGAGUUAAACAUCUUAGAAAAAGCUUUAGAUUAACAUUAAAAAAAAUAUGAUUUAUCAACAGAGAAGCCAUCUUAAAGUAUGCAUCAUCCUGCUUAGAAUCCUCUCUAAUUAGGUAAAAGAGUAAAAAGCUAAGGUAGGAUAAUGAAAAACAUCAUUAUUACUAAAGGGUGUACAUUAACAAGAAAUGAAAUAUUUAGAGUUAAAAAUUAUUUUGAUUCUCUCUCUGAUAAUAAUAAGGUUAUUGGAGUAAAAGAUUUUACUAAAGCCUUUUAAAAUAAACCUCACAUGAAACGAGUCACAGCUAGUUUAUAUAAUUAUUUAGAUUCAAAAUAAAAGGGGUUUGUUACAUUUGAUUAAUUAAUGUUAAAGUUAUAUCCAUCUUUAACAAAGGUUUAAUUGGAAAUAAUUAAUAAUUGGAUUAAGUAAUAUAACGAAGUAUUUUCCAAAAGUUCAAAGGAGAGUAUAGAAAUGGAGGUUCUCAAAAAUAAUGAUACUAAAUAGAUGAAAAGAAAGAGAGUAUUACCUAAAAAUAGUAUGAUUAGAAUUAAAUAGAUUUAUGAUCUAAUCGAUUAAGAUACCAAAGGAUGUAUUAAAAAUAUAUUUAUAUUAUUUAGAUAUUUCAUUGGAAGAUCUUAAAAAGACUUUUACUUAUGGUUUUACAGCCAAAGAAGUUGAAGACUUAUUUCGAUUACAUGAUCAAGAUAGAGAUGGGAAAUUAGGAAUGGAAGAUUUUAUCAGAAUUAUACUUCCUCCAGAUUAUGUCAUUGAAGAUGAAGCAGAAGAUUUAUGA
Paramecium sonneborni is the source of this 1760-nucleotide messenger RNA. NCBI's taxonomy places the organism in Eukaryota, Ciliophora, Oligohymenophorea, Peniculida, Parameciidae. The record is from the annotation of a GenBank genome assembly.